This is a messenger RNA of Uncinocarpus reesii 1704, 414 nucleotides long. RefSeq names its product proteasome component C11. The record is from RefSeq and is a predicted model, not a curated record. The transcript is spliced from 3 exons. Gene Ontology annotation, cellular component: proteasome core complex. Bases 1 to 414 code for a protein of 137 amino acids. NCBI's taxonomy places the organism in Eukaryota, Fungi, Ascomycota, Eurotiomycetes, Onygenales, Onygenaceae.
AUGCGAAACGAGACCGAGCUUAGCCCAUCUGCAGUCGCCAAUUUCGUACGGGGAGAGCUUGCGAGAAGCCUAAGAUCAAGAAGUCCUUAUACAGUCAACCUUCUGCUCGGUGGUGUGGAUCCGAUCACACAACAGCCCAGCCUGUACUGGUUAGAUUAUCUGGCGUCUUUGGCCCCAGUGCCCUACGCAGCACAUGGUUAUGCACAAUACUACUGCCUUUCUAUUCUUGACAAACAUCAUCAACCCGACAUCAGUUAUGACCAAGGGUUGAAGCUGCUCGAGAUGUGCACCGACGAGUUGAAACGCAGAUUACCCAUCGACUUCAAAGGAGUCUAUGUCAAGGUGGUGACAAAAGACGGCAUAAAGGAUGUAAAUUUUGACCAUGGCAACAACAAGCAAGCUGUUAGCGCUUAA